This is a messenger RNA of Drosophila willistoni, 1625 nucleotides long. RefSeq names its product bifunctional arginine demethylase and lysyl-hydroxylase PSR (gene PSR). Gene Ontology annotation, molecular function: P-TEFb complex binding; histone H4R3 demethylase activity. The transcript has a single exon. Gene Ontology annotation, biological process: phagocytosis. The record is from RefSeq and is a predicted model, not a curated record. Gene Ontology annotation, cellular component: nucleus; cytoplasm. Bases 101 to 1303 code for a protein of 400 amino acids. NCBI's taxonomy places the organism in Eukaryota, Metazoa, Arthropoda, Insecta, Diptera, Drosophilidae.
GCUUAUGCGGUCACAUUUCCCAUUACCUUGCUGCUGCUUCUGCAUUAAGCAGAAUUUUAGUCGAAUUUAGAAUAAUAUAACAAUUCAUCCAACAAUCAAAAUGAGCGAGGAAUUUAAGCUGCCGAAACGCUCACGCAAACGUACACGCGAUGUCAAAAGGAAAGCCCGACCGGAGCUGGAUGGCGAGAACGCGUGGGUGGCCAUGAAGUACCAUGAGAAUUUCGACAAAUUCUGGGACUUUACGGAUAAUCUCGAACGAAUCAAUAGUGCACAGGUCUCCUGCGAGGAAUUUAUUGAACGCUUCGAGAGACCCUACAAGCCGGUUGUGAUUACCGGAUGCACUGAAGGUUGGUCGGCAUUGGAAAAGUGGACAUUGUCUCGUCUUCAGAAGAAAUAUCGGAAUCAGAAAUUCAAGUGUGGAGAGGACAACGAAGGCUACAGUGUCAAAAUGAAGAUGAAGUAUUAUGUGGAGUACAUGCAAUCGACGCGCGACGAUAGUCCGUUGUACAUAUUCGACAGCAGCUUUGGUGAGCAUCACCGACGUCGCAAGCUUUUAGAGGAUUACACGGUGCCGAAAUAUUUUCGGGACGACCUCUUUAAGUUUUGUGGGGAGAACAGAAGGCCACCGUAUCGGUGGUUUGUUAUGGGACCCGGACGCUCUGGCACGGGCAUACAUAUCGAUCCGCUGGGUACCAGCGCCUGGAAUACACUGAUACAUGGCCACAAACGUUGGUGCCUUUUUCCCACCCAGACGCCUAAGGAUCUUCUUAAGGUCACGAGCGCUAUGGGUGGCAAACAGCGUGAUGAGGCUAUAACAUGGUUCAGCACCAUUUAUCCUCGCACCAAACUACCCUCCUGGCCGGAGCAGUACAAACCCAUCGAGGUUCUACAGGGCGAAGGUGAAACGGUCUUUGUUCCUGGCGGCUGGUGGCAUGUGGUGCUCAAUCUGGACGAUACUGUGGCCAUAACGCAAAACUUUAGCUCGCAAACCAACUUCCCUUGUGUCUGGCACAAGACUGUGCGCGGUCGACCCAAAUUGUCCCGCAAGUGGCUGCGUGUGUUGCGUGAACAACGUCCAGAUCUGGCAGCAGUGGCCGAUAGUAUUAAUAUCAACGAGAGCACAGGUUUUGCCUCGGAUAGCUCCAGCAAUUCAAGUUCAUCCUCAUCGUCCAGCAGUUCCUCAUCGUCUUCAGAAAGCGAUUCCAAUACGGACAGUGGCCAAGAGAGUCUCACGGCCAAGAAAAAAAAGAAGCGACGAUUGGGCGGCAGUGGAGAAGGAUCUAUGGGUUCCACGCGCUCUUGAUGUCGGGAGAGGGUGAAGCAAAAUAGCUUACUCAUGCGACUCUUUUACCGGCAAUUGAUUCUUUGUCGCCGUUUACCACGUCGCAAUGACCGUCGCAGUUAACAGUAGUAGAUCGAUUUGCAAAUUUUGUAAUAUUUUUAUAUAGACAACCUAACGAAAAGAAAAUAUGUAAUUGUGUAAGUGACCGGCCAACGCAGGCUGGCACAAGGUAGCUCGUUAAUAUCAUUACGUUGCCCUUCAAAUUAGUUUCAAUAUCUGCUCUAAGGUGACUCAUUAGCUUAUAUUUAAAUGCCAGAGAAAUAAAUAUAUUUGUAAAAAAAAA